AUACUUUUGGUAGUAAUUAAUAAAAUGCUCAUAAAGAAAUUCCUGCUUAAAUAAACGAGGUCUUUUGAUAAUGUCUUCUUAAUAUCUACAAUAAUUUUAUAAGCCCCCCUCAUAUGAGCCCCCCCUCGAAUAAGCCCCCAUCCGAAAAUAUCAAAAAUAAAUAAGCCCCCAGGGGGCUAAUUCGAGGAUUUACGGUAUCAAGUUAACACAUUUUCUCAUUUUUACGUGAAUAUUUCGUGAUCUAUGACAUCGUACUAUCCUUCGGUGUGUUUGAAUUAUCCAUUAGGUUAGGCUGUAUUAUGCAUCCCAGAUGCUCUUCCUAUGCAUCCCAGAAUGCGAUGCUCUUCUGCAUCCCAGAAUGCGAUGCUCGUCUUAGGUAUCCCAGAAUGCGUUUCGCAUACAGGCAACCUUGUCAUUGCCAAUCUAAGUAAUGAAAUCGGCAAUCUUUGCAUGGAUGUUCUAUGAAUUUAUUAACCAAACUUAGGCUGAUUCUAUCGCAUUCUAAUGUAUUGUAUAACAGUAUUAUUUUAGGAUUUUAGUAGCUGUGUAUCAACAAGUUAUUUAGUAUAGCCGUUAAAUAUUUAACGCAAACAUUAAAACCUGAAUCAUAUAUUCAGCCAAUGGUUAACUUAAAGCUCUAGUCCAUUGUUUCUUUUUAGAGAAUUUUUAUAAAAUCCUUACCCACAUUUUCUCUAGAGAAUAUUUUGUCUUUUGUGAGACUGUGCUUUGGGAGCAAACAUUACCGCCUGGAAAAUGUACCGUACUGCCUUGGGAAUGCACCGCAGAACCUUGGGAAUACACCGUAGCGCGUUGGGAACGCAGGCUGUCGAUAAAGAAACACGCAAUGCGUUUUUCAUUCGUGUUGCGUAUGUGUUUUAUGGCAACCUGAGCACUGAUUUGAUUUUGAAAGAAUCAUCACACUUAGCAAAAUCUCACUGGCUUGAGAGAAAAUCAAAGAAUUUGUCCUCUUAUCUGAAAACUACUUCGUUUUAUCUCUUUAUUUUUUGCGCAAAGUUAUGCAUAUUUUGUCGUCGUUUAUACUCCUAUUAAAUGGCACUAUUAGCCUAGUUAAUAAUUCGAUGGCAUUCUGGCAACGAAUUUUGCCUGUUUGCAGAAUAAUCUCAUAGAUUUAUCCCAGUGCUCGCCAUUUUCUGAUGUCGUUGCUUCGAAGUUAUGCAACCAUAAGGCUCGUAAUUACUUACACGUGUUAAAUCAAAGCACACAUUUAUGGCAAAUUAAACGACGAAAGAACAAUCUUUUAAUUAACAAAGAAUCGCCAUUUCAUAUUUUGUUUUCACUUUUCGUAAGAUCUGUUGACAAGAAAAGAACGGUUUUAAGAUAAGUGAAGUCAGUUCUGUCGUCAGCCGGCUGCGAACAUAAUUGGAUUAAACGGGGGUUCGUUUAAAGCCUCAGACCGCUUCCGUUUCCCAGUUCUUUAUCAGCUGCAGACGGAUUGGUUCACUUUUGAUGAACUCUUGUAGAAAUCAGUUAUACUGUCAACAGCAUCAUCAACAUUACAAAAAGAUCUUCGCGCCCAUUUUUCUGAAGGGUUGUUCUUGAGGUUUCGGUUUCUUGUUGCCUGUUUUUCAUAAAGAGAUCAUCAACGUACAACUCGAAAUUUCCACCCCCAAGCUGACCUUGAACUAUUCAUUCAUCACGACAAUUUUCGCGCAGAAAAUAGAGAAUGGAUCUUUUAAGAGCAUUUUUUUCCAUAAAUGCGAUUUUCUCUGGUGUUCUCAGCUGGAAUGGGUCAUCUUUGUUACCAGAAAACCAUCUGCGGAGGAAACUGUUUGAAGGUUAUGAUCCAAAUGUUUUCCCAGCGCCUCGUGAUAACAGCAAAUUUCAAGUCAGACUCCAAGCAAUCGUUAAAUCGCUGGACAGUGUAGACAUACGCUCAACAACAGCAACAAUAUCAGUCGUGUUCAAUGUUGCAUGGAAAAAUCACCAACUAAAGUGGAAGGGUUCUGAAUUUGAUUCGGUCCCAUUCAUAUUCAGCAAAGUAUCAGAUGUAUGGACCCCGAUGAUUACCCAAGUAGAAUCUGGAAAGAUUUUAUCAACGGGAAAAGAGGGCCUGCUGAAAGUUUCAAAAGAUGGCCGAUGUACUUUCCCUAUGAUAAACCAAGUCGUUGGAAAAUGCAAUACAGAUAUAAAAAGCUACCCACACGACGUCCACAAAUGUGUUUUUACAUUUUAUACUUACAACUUGUAUACAUCAUUUGCUGACCUGGAGUUGAUAAUGGAGGGUGAUGGAGACGAAACAAUCAACGGAGCUUGGUCUUUCACUAAAACGGCAAAAGUGAUCGAUUUCCACACUUUUGCAGCUAUGGCUAUCGAGGUCAACAUCACACGGAAACCAAGCUACGCGAGGCGCAAAAUCUUGCUGCCAUUGUGUCUACUGGCAUUUGUUCCAGUUGUAAAUCAUUUGCUCCCAGUUGAGACGGGGGAGAGAAUUGGUUUUUCAAUGACAGGUCUUCUCACCAUGAUGCUUACGAUACAAUAUGCGAUGGACCAACUGCCAGAGGUGGACGAAGAGCCUUUGACAGUUUAUGUUGGCAGGCUAAGCCUCUUUUUUAUGAUGGUGUCCCUCAUGAUGACAACAAUUAUUCUUAAUGUAUACCAUAAAAAGGGGCGACCAAUGCCACGGCCAUUGCAAAGGAUUUUGAGAGUUGUUUGUCGAUACGUGCUCAUCAGCUACCCAUCUAAAAAUGCCGUUACUGACAUUGGGUCUGAUAAUGAGAACUCUGAUGAUUGGCUUAUUUUGUCACGUGCUCUCGAUCGGAUUUGCCUGCCAAUAUUUAUCACAGUGAUGAUUCUAGCUGUUUUUCCUAUGGUGUUAUAGCCACAAUCAAAGACUAAACUAUGUCUAAAAUUGCAAUUUGACGAUUAGUAUGUACACGCAGCAAUUCCUUGAGUCUUUGUAAAUAAGAGUUAUCAGCCCUGUACCUAAUGAAAAAGGCAUUAAAGAGGCAUUAACGACGCCGUGUAGUGAUAUUGUAAUUAAAUUAUCUUUGGUAUAGUUACGUAUAUUUACUACCUUUCUCGUAUAUUCUGUAUUGUUCCUUUUUGUGCCUCUUGCAUAUUUCUCUGAUAUCUAGACAUCUUGAUAACCAUAGAGUAGCAUCAAAUUAAAGUUUGCGAAAAAUUCAAUUAAUUGUGCAUCUAUGUAUUCCUAUUGUUUGAUGUUCCUUUUACCUUAUCAUUUGUCAUACCCGUAUUUAAAUUAUUCGUUCGGGUGUUUUUCAGUGUCGUUUUACUAAUUGGUCUACCGCAAGCGUUCCUGCUAGGUCCCUUUCUUCCACUUUUUUGUAUAAGCCUUUGUUUCGGAAUCUCUGCUUAGAAAAUAACACCAGAGACAAUAGGUUGUCGUUUUCGGGCUCGAUGAAGGUUUCACAAGGAAGAACAAAUGCUCAAGUAACAUGACCUUGGGAUGCACCAAAAUUUUGUAGGAAUCAGACGAUUCAUUUCUUUAUUUUAUGGACCAUCCAAAAUAGUUAAUUUUGCAUUUAUUUCAUUUCACUUCAUCAAUAUUUAGACUUCAGAAACAUUUAGACUCCAUCCAAUGUCUUUUGAGAGCAUUUCAUACACUGCCCCUUGUCUUGAAUCAAAUGCUAAUUACUUGGGACAGUAUGGGGCUAUACAAGCUCAAAACAAAUGUCAUCAACCUGUAGCACUGGUCUCUUGCUCCUUGGGGGUCACUUGAACUUUUUCAAAUACAGGGGAGGUCCAUCUGAUAAUUAGUGGUAAGAAUUUUCCUUGUGAUCUGAUACUUUUGGGUACCUGAUUUAGCAAUAUACCUUCGUGAUACUUAUGGCUUUAACUAACGCAAAAUAAUGUCGAAAACAGAAACAAAAGAAAAGGUGUUAAUAUAGGAUAGAGUGUUCAAACUGACUAUUAUAGGAUAGAGUGUUCAAACUGAGUAUUACAGGAUACAGUCUAAAAUUAUUAUAAAUAGCUAUCUCUAAUGUGCUCAACAAAAAGAUUUUGUAUUUUGAUAUUUUCAGUUCAUAUCAACAAUUUUUAGUUGAUGUUUUUGGGCCUAAUAAAUUUGUUUUUGAUACUUCUGGGUGCAUUUUGAUAACUGCAGGUGGUCUUCCCUGUAUACAAAAAACUGAAUGACUCCCCUGGGCUCUUGUUUAACAAGAUUACUGUAAAAGAGACUUGAUAAAAGAGCCUAUAAACACCAAUGUGUAAGUGAUCUUCCUUUGGUGAAGUGGUUCUGCUCGCACAAGCGGCAGAUUAUGGAAUCUUGCCGUGGGGCUCUGACACGGUUAGAAAGUUAUAAGGCAACGGUAAAUUAAAGAGUCAUUUAGACGACAUUUAGUUAUGCGCGUCGUCUUCUAAAGUUCAAAUGCGCAAGGCUUGUGAAAACAGGCGCUUCCCUAAUUCAUAUUUUCAUAAUGUACUUUUGGUGAAGGCCACGAUAACAGGAACGCUCAACGGAAUCCGAUAAAAUCCUUGCGGUGAAAAAUCGAUGCAAUGUAGUGAAUUAGUAACACCGCAAGGCGACGUGAAUGGACAACAACAAACGCAUGUAAAUCAGUUAUGGCUAAUGACUAAUGUAUGUUUGCAUUUGGAAAAACAUCACGCCCCCACGGCCAUUGGCCGGAGAAGUUAUCGAGACAAAAAGGAAUCGAAGAAGGAGUUCAAAAAUUUGGAAGGAUGAGGAACUUGAAGAAAUUGAAUUGCAUUUUGGCUUCCAAAAUAUAUUCAGACACAGAAAAUGAAACAAAUAAGCUAAUAUUCUUAAACCUCCUGCUUUUAAGAAAAUUGUGUAUGCAGAGCUGCAUUGCACUGUAAUUAACAUUUCAUAGUUUAUUUAUUUGAUUCUGUUAGUAAUUGAUUUGAGUGGCCAUGCCUCCCACUUCCUUGGUAAGCAAUGAUAUUUCCAAAGAGGUCCUGUUUUGAAGCACUAAAUUCAAGUUCGACUUCUAGAGCUUGGCCCCUCCACCUUGAAGUUCGUGGCAGUUCAC
Messenger RNA from Rhopilema esculentum, 4970 nucleotides. RefSeq names its product acetylcholine receptor subunit beta. Gene Ontology annotation, cellular component: membrane. NCBI's taxonomy places the organism in Eukaryota, Metazoa, Cnidaria, Scyphozoa, Rhizostomeae, Rhizostomatidae. Gene Ontology annotation, biological process: monoatomic ion transmembrane transport. The record is from RefSeq and is a predicted model, not a curated record. Gene Ontology annotation, molecular function: extracellular ligand-gated monoatomic ion channel activity; transmembrane signaling receptor activity.